Molecule: messenger RNA, 5875 nt
Organism: Eleginops maclovinus (Patagonian blennie)
Lineage: Eukaryota; Metazoa; Chordata; Actinopteri; Perciformes; Eleginopidae
Gene: syt3
Product: synaptotagmin III
Exons: 13
Coding region: 866-2554 (562 amino acids)
Biological process (GO): calcium-ion regulated exocytosis; regulation of calcium ion-dependent exocytosis; regulation of dopamine secretion
Cellular component (GO): plasma membrane; exocytic vesicle
Molecular function (GO): calcium-dependent phospholipid binding; calcium ion binding; clathrin binding
Source: RefSeq, a predicted model, not a curated record
GAGGGGGUAAAAUAUAAGGGUAAAACAUAGGAAACGGGAGGAAAGAGCGGGGAUGAUAGAUAUAACAUACUGUUCAUUUAUUUCUCUCAGUCUGCCAUCCCAGUUGCGGGGCUUAUUGCUCAGUGCGUCUUCGAGAGAAGAGAGGGAGUGAGAGAGAGGAGGGGGUGGACAGAGCAAAAGAGGGCGGAAUGCCCCUUUACAAGCGUCGCAUCUGACUAAAACAGCGGAGAAGCUAGUAAAUCGGAAAUUGGACAGAGGGUUACAGUGGUUUCUGCAACGCCAAGGUUAUGUUGGAGAGCUUCAAAAGAGUCUCCACAAAGCCGACAGUGGGUGCAGUCCAUGCUGAAGUGCAGGCAGGACCACUAAAACUGAUGUGUUGCACCGACCCAAGUUGGAUCCAGAUGACUAAAAACUACACUCUGUUCCUAAUUGGAACCCUCUCUGGUCUUGGAAACGUUAGGAAAAUAACAAGAUAAAGGUUAUGCGUGCACUGCAGGCAUAAUUACUUAUUCCUCUGCCAAAUGUAUUUGCAAAGACAAUUUUAGAUGAAGAGAGUCUCCGUUCUGGCUUGCAAAUUCAACAUGAACCUCAACAGUCAGGUUCAAUAAAGGUAAAGUGAGAGGGGUCGGUGACACUCAGUCAUACAUGGGCACUCUGUGACCCAGACCAAGGUCACACGCAGAACCCCUUCUUUCCUUCUUUAUUGCCGGCAGCUUCCUCUGCCUCCUCUCACUCAGUUGACAUAUAUUGCAAAAGGUGGACAGGCCAACAGUCAACUCACCAUAGCGCCGUCCGAUAGGUGAGGGCUACUAGGGCUGCACUGUCAUUGGCUGACUGCUGGUGAGAGUGCAAUGCGGAUUGGAGGAUGUCGGGGGACUGGGAUGAAGACCUGUGUAAGAAGGCGCUGGUGUUGGUGGAAGAGCUGUGCUUCAACUCCCCUAGAGGCUACAGCCAAAGUGAACGCUGCCAGGAGUUCAGUUACCUGCUGAGAGGUAGCAACAGACAGGACACAGAGAUCUCUGUCAGCCUGCUGUCGGUCAUCGUGACAUUCUGUGGCAUCGUCCUCCUCUCCGUUUCGCUCUUCGUCUCCUGGAAGCUUUGCUGGCUGCCAUGGAGGGACAAGGAGGGCGGAGGCCUGAGCCUGACAUCGGGGUUGUUGCCCGGAAGUGCAGGUGUUGGAAGCCUUGGAGGCCCAGGGGGCUCGUCACUCUUACCCCCCCUGCUGCAGAGGAAGGAGGGCCACUCCUCAUCCUCGCUCUACCCCUCCUUGGGCCAGCAGGGUCAGCACCACCCACAUUUCUCUGACCUGGUGGGAGUGGAGAGGGGGGAGGUUGGCGGUGUGGUUGGAGGGCCACAGGAGACCCAGGAGCCGUCCUAUCUGGACAUGGAUUCCUACCCCAACAAUGCAGGAACUCUGAAGCUGAGUCAGACGUCUCCAGACGUCCCUAACUCAGAGGUUGGAGCCCAGCCCCAUAAAGACCUGCCGAACGCCCAUUCCCAGCAGCAGGUCACCUCCCGGCCCAAGCCCAUGACUCACCAGCUCUCCAGUCCUGAUUUCCAUGGCGAGGAGAAAGAGCAGGUAACCAGCAUUGGGCAGAUCAAACCGGAGCUCUACAGGCCUAAGGGCGACCAGGGCGAUGGCAAACCGGGCGACAACUGCGGCAAGAUUAGCUUCCUCCUGCGCUACGCAUUCAAUACGGAGCAGUUGGUGGUGAAGAUCCUGAAAGCUCUGGACCUGCCAGCAAAGGAUGCCAAUGGCUUCUCUGACCCAUAUGUAAAGAUCUACCUACUGCCAGACAGGAAGAAGAAAUACCAGACCAAGGUCCACAGAAAGACCUUAAACCCGGUGUUCAAUGAGACUUUUCAGUUUGGCGUUCCACUGAAUGAGCUACAUUCCAGGAAGCUGCACUUCUCUGUGUACGACUUCGACCGCUUCUCCAGACACGACCUGAUUGGCCAGGUAGUGGUGGACAACCUGCUGGACUUCAGUGAGGGCAGCGGGGACAAACCAGUCUGGAGGGACAUUGUGGAGGGCACCGCGGAGAAAGCUGAUCUCGGGGAGCUUAAUUUCUCGCUGUGUUACCUGCCCACUGCAGGCAGGCUCACUGCUACAGUCAUCAAGGCCACCAACCUCAAAGCCAUGGACCUGACUGGCUUCUCAGAUCCAUAUGUGAAGGCCUCUUUGAUCUGUGACGGGCGAAGGCUAAAAAAGAGGAAGACUUCCAUUAAGAAGAACACACUGAACCCCACAUACAAUGAGGCGCUGGUGUUUGACAUUCCCAAUGAAAAUAUAGAAAGUGUUUCCAUCAUCAUUGCCGUGAUGGACUAUGACUGUAUUGGUCAUAACGAGGUUAUAGGGAUGUGUCGUGUCGGCAGCGAGGCCGAAGGACCGGGAAGGGAGCACUGGACAGCAAUGCUGGCCAAUCCACGCAAACCAAUAGAGCACUGGCAUCAGCUUGUGGAGGAAAAAGCAAUUGGUACAUUUGUGUCGAAGACUGCAACAGCAUCCUCCCCUAAGCCGAACAUCGUGGUGGACAGUCCUCACUCCGAUUAAAACUGUCAUUAUCGUCUCUCCAGACUUUCCUUUCUUUCCUCUCAUCUGUGAAUAAUUCUCUCCAUCAAAGAAAGAGAGACGCGGAGACAUUGCUAGUGUCCUACUGCUAGUGCUGUUAUGCUCCUGUUAAUGAAUUCUUCAAGUCCUGUGCUCUCUUUACCAAGCCGGGAGAAAAAAAGACAACAUCCAUCCCAAGCUACACCUUGAGCAUCAGAAUUCACAUUAACAAACACAUGCUAACACUAAAUUGUACAGUAGGAAUGAUUUCAGGUGUACAUUUGGGAUCUAGUAAGGGAACAAAAAACAUGUAACUCAUACACACACAUACACACACAGAUACACACAGAGUUUGUAGUAUGUGCGUAGUUCAUGUGUGCUUCAGAUUAGUGUAGUAUUUCAUCUAGGAAGAGUGUGAUGUGACAAACUUUUCUUUUUUGAAAAGUAAAAAAGAAAAAAAAAGAAAGCCAUCCUAGAAUGGACAUUUCAACCAGGACCAAAGGUUCAUGACCUUGUACAGACUAUAAAAGAAGAAAAUCACUAUGUCGAUAUUUUUCUUUGCAAUAUUUGUGUACAGUAUAUGCCGUACUGUAUGGGAAAAAAAUCUCACAUAGUACUUAGCAGGAUGAAACAUUUGAGGUGGAUUCUCCCAGCCCUUUUGGAUGCCUUCUCCAGGCUCCAAGUCCUAUUCUUUAAGACUUAAUUCGCUUAUUUUCCCCAGAGGAAAGACGACAAAGCGUCCAGUGGUCUUUAUUGAUGUCAGAGGAGGGAAAAAUGAGGACUGACUCAUUGGUUUUAGCAUGUUACGCAACCUUGAAAUGUGUCCCUCUUCUUUGUGCUUUUUGUCACCAUCAUUAUGGUGCUCAUCAAUGUCAACAUUUCUAUCAUUAUUUUUGCUCUGUUGUCUGUUUGAUACGGUACACACAUAACCAUCAGAAAAGGAGUUUGUUCAUGCUAUUUUUACUAUCCACUGAUGAUGCUGUGGUGUGAGCUUCCAAUAGACAUGGACUAUAUGAUCGUCCUCUGCUUUCUGGCCAAACUGGCAGACUUUUCCGAAUGUAGGACUACACAGGUUGAGCGAAAUCUACGUUUAGGAUUGGACCAGCAUCUGUUUGGAGUCCACUCGCUAGAGGAUGUUUCCCACGAGGAAGGAUAGCGCCACUCUAUUUUAUUUUUCUAUCAUUCCCGGACUUUUUUCUUUUCUUCUCUCAAGGAGUCAUCGUCAAGCUUCAACUAAAUAAAUGACUAUCUUCAAGUCCCCAUCAUGCCCCUUACAAGACUUUAGAAGGACACACACGUCCGUGUUGCUUUUAUUAGUGUGUGUUUCUGUGUUUGUGGGUGUGUUUGUUUUGUAUUUGUGCGCGUCUGUGUGAUUGUGUAUGCCUGUGUGUCACUGUGACCUUGUGUGUGACACGUCUCUUUGCUCGCCCCCUCCCUCGUCUUUUUUCUGUCUUUGCCUCCCUCACUCCCCAAAUCCCGGCUCCCAAGACUUAAACGCUUGUCUUGGAGCCAAACGUGUCUUCUGUCCCGUGUCUUUACAAGGAGCCAUUUUGUGUGUGUGUGUGUGUGUGUGUGUGUGUGUGUGUGUGUGUGUGUGUGUGUGUGUGUGUGUGUGUGUGUGUGUGUGUGUGUGUGUGUGUGUGUGUGUGUGUGUGUGUGGGUGUCUACUAUAUGUGCCUCAUUGAAAUAGGUGGGGAAACACUGUCUUUCAUAGACAUUAGUUUGUAUUGUCUAUGUUGUCUCUGAAAUCAGCUGCCAAUCAUUCAACCCCUCUCCUCUCUAACCCUUUGCCUGAUGUAAGUAACUGUGUUGAUCGUGUACUUAUUUCAGUAAAUUGUGUACUGUAUGUUCGAGGGAAAAAAACUAAUUGCACACUGAUUGAAAAUUGAAUUGUUGGGUGUGUUUUGAUUAAAUUUACGAGAAGGAAAAAAAAUGAAAGCAAAAGAAACUACGCAUCCAAGGCUCAUUUGUUAUGGCCUACAGAUCAUGACAAAAGUACUGUAGAUCCCCUUAGAGAAAGACAACAGGGAGGAGGUGUUGUGAGAGAACAAGCGCCAGGGAUUUUGCACUUCCUGUGUAAACCGAUACAGACUUAUAAAGCCAUGUCUGUCACUGCUACUACGACUACUACUGUAACCUCAGCAAAACAACAGUACAACACCUCACUACAGCUACUUGUAUUGCUAUUGUUGCCAUUUCUCUCUCAUUCUAUCCCACACACACACUUUUACAGAGGUGUUUGCGUGUUUCAGGGUAGGGACUUAGAUUCUCCCUCUUUACCUUUGGUCCAUGCAAGUGCUGUGAGACUCACCGUAGUGCUUGAUCGGGUAUACAGGAGAUGACACACCCUACAUCAAACCUGCAAGUAUUCUGCGUGGUAUGUCAGCUGGGGGAUUAUCGACCAGCUUGUAUAAGUAGAUAUGGUAUUGAUCCAUUGGUCUCGAAGCCCCAUAAUUCUCUCUUUCCCAGCCUCUCUCUCUCUCUCUCUCUCUCUCUCUCUCUCUCUCUCUCUCUCUCUCUCUCUCUCUGUGCUUGUGUCUAGCCUAUUUAGCCCUUGUGUUACUGCCUGGUGAUGGAUUACAAAACCCAUAGUGGAACAAGCACAUUCCCUCCUUCUCUUCCUCCCUCUCUCCACCACCCCCCUCUCUUUCUGUUUCUGUCUGUCUGAUUACUGUCUGAUUACUCAUUCUCUCCUCCAGCAAUCCUUACCUUUCCUCCCGCUCCCACUUACUUGUCCUCUUCUCGCUCAAAUGUUUCACCAGCCCAACCUUCCAGUUUCCACUGCUAUCUCUCAUCUCUCCAUCUUGCCCUCUUUCUUUCUUUCUUUCUUUCUGUCUGUCUGUCUAUGACACCCUCCUUCCGUCCUCUCUAUUCUCUCUCGCUGUCUUCUCGUGUUAGUGCAGUUCUGAAUGGUAAUGGGGAAACAUGUUUGCAUGCUUAUAUUAACAUGAAUGAUGUCAACUUGAUGCAAUGAAAAAUUAUAUAAGUAAUGCUUUAAGCAAAAUCUGACAAUGAACUUGAUACUAAUACUACUAAUGACGACUUAAUGGAGACUUGGCAAUUGUUUAUCUCUGUGGUCAAAAACAACGAUGAUGAAAUAACAUUGUUUAUGCUGUAUUUAUCUCGAAUUGGUAUUCUUUUUAUUUUUAAAUUGUUUUUUUAUAUAUAAUUUAUUCAAGAGGUUUACUUUUUUAUUGGUUAAAGCUGAGAAUUUGAGUGAGGGGGUUCAGUCAAGGCGAUUGUUUCAGUCGGGACAGCUGUACCAGGUUGCAGGAUAUCGGUGAAUGUGUAAGUAACAGUGUGGCGGAAGCAAUGAUAAUGGAA